Messenger RNA from Nematolebias whitei (Rio pearlfish), 5318 nucleotides. RefSeq names its product low density lipoprotein receptor-related protein 5 (gene lrp5). The record is from RefSeq and is a predicted model, not a curated record. Bases 157 to 5067 code for a protein of 1636 amino acids. The transcript is spliced from 29 exons. Gene Ontology annotation, molecular function: protein binding. Lineage: Eukaryota; Metazoa; Chordata; Actinopteri; Cyprinodontiformes; Rivulidae.
CGAGCGUGUUUCACGGUAAAAAGUAGAUUGAGAGCGACUCCCGGGCCGACAAACAUCAAAGCGGCUCCUUCACACCGACCGAGCUUCGUAAAGACGGGAGCAGCGGCCAUCUUUGAGCCAACAUGGAGCGGGACUUGUGGCUGUGAAGGACGGGAGAUGGGUGGUCUGCUGGCCGAGCUGCUGCUGCUGUGGAGCUGCCUGCUGCUGGCCGAGCUUCACGCCUCACCCCGUCUCCUCUUUGCCAACCGACGUGAUGUCCGGUUGGUAGAUGCGGACAUCGUGCGGGGCGAGUCCGCCGUUGUUGUCGGCGACCAGGAAGACGCAGCGGCCGUGGACUUCCUGUUUAACCAAAGCCUGAUAUUUUGGACCGACGUCAGCGAGGAGGUCAUCAAGCAAACACGCUGGAAUCAGUCAUCCAACUCUCUGAAAGAGGCUCUGGGAACGGGUCAAACUGUAGUCGUGUCGGGGCUGAACAGUCCUGACGGACUAGCCUGUGACUGGUUGGGUAGGAAGCUCUACUGGACGGAUUCAGACAGCAAUCGAAUCGAAGUGGCGAACCUUGAUGGCACCUUCAGAAAAGUCCUGUUCUGGAUGGACCUGGACCAACCCAGGGCUAUCGCCCUUAAUCCAGGCCAUGGAUACAUGUACUGGACAGACUGGGGAGAGGAGCCCCGGAUAGAGAGUGCGGGCAUGGACGGCAGCGUCAGGAAAGUGAUCGUGAAGGAGGACAUCCACUGGCCCAACGGACUCACGAUAGACCUGGCGGAACAGAAGUUGUACUGGGCCGAUGCCAAACUGAGCUUCAUCCACAGAGCUAACCUGGAUGGAUCAGCACGGGAAGAAGUGGUGGAGGGCACCCUGACCCAUCCUUUUGCACUAACUCUGUCCAAGGAGACGCUGUACUGGACCGACUGGCAGACUCACUCCAUACACGCCUGUAACAAACACAGCGGAGACAAAACCAGAGAGAUCCUCAGUGGGAUUUAUUCUCCGAUGGACAUCCAGGUUCUGGAGUCCUACCGGCAGCCUUACAUCAAGACUCCCUGCAGCGACAAGAACGGAGGCUGCAGUCACCUCUGCCUCCUGUCUCCUCUUCAGCCCUUCUACAGCUGUGCCUGCCCCACGGGAGUCCAGCUUAAUCCAGACGGAAAGACAUGCAAACCAGGUGCAGAGGAGGUUCUGUUGCUGGCUCGAAGGACGGACCUGAGGAGAAUCUCACUUGACCUGCCAGAUUUUACUGACAUAGUUCUGGAGGUUGGUGACAUCCGCCAUGCCAUAGCCAUAGACUACGACCCAGUUGAAGGUUUUGUCUAUUGGACAGACGAUGAGGUGCAGGCCAUCCGGAGAUCUCGCAUUGAUGGGAAGAAUGCCGUGGUUUUGAUUUCCACAGAACUCAAACACCCUGAUGGUAUUGCUGUUGACUGGGUGGCCCGAAACCUUUACUGGACGGACACUGGCACCGAUCGAAUUGAGGUCACCAGGCUAAAUGGAACAUCUCGGAAGAUUUUGAUUUCGGAGAACCUGGAUGAACCCAGAGCCAUCGUUUUGGAUCCUGUGAACGGGUACAUGUUCUGGACCGACUGGGGUGAGCAUCCCAAGAUCGAGCGAGCAAACUUGGAUGGAACGGACAGGGUGGUCCUGCUCAACAGUUCGCUUGGCUGGCCCAAUGGACUCGCUCUAGACUUCGAAGCAAGAAAGCUAUACUGGGGAGAUGCUAAGACGGACAAGAUAGAGGUGAUCGACGUGAACGGCAGUAACCGACAGACGCUGCUCGAGGACAAGCUGCAUCACAUCUUUGGUUUUACUCUGCUGGGUAAUUACAUCUAUUGGACCGACUGGCAGAGACGUAGCAUCGAGCGGGUCCACAAAACCACCGCCGUGCGAGAGAUCAUCAUCGAUCAGUUGCCGGACCUGAUGGGGCUGAAGGCUACAAAAGUGGCGCAGACCCACGGCACCAACGGCUGCGCAGUGGAAAAUGGAGGGUGCAGCCAUCUUUGUUUCUGGUGUCAGCAGGCGGUCCGCUGCGCCUGCCCCAUGGGGCUGGAGAUCCUCCCAGACCUCCGGACCUGUGUGGUGCCGGAGGCCUUCCUGCUUUUCACCAACAGGGACAGCAUUCGCAGCAUUUCGUUGGGUACAAACAGCAACGAUGUGGCCAUCCCCUUGACAGGCAUCAAAGAGGCCUCGGCUCUUGGUUCCGAUGUUUCUGAAAAGAGAAUAUAUUGGACGGACAUACAGGCGAAGAAAAUCAGCAGAGCGUAUCUGAACGGCAGCUCUGUAGAACACGUCGUGGAGUUCGGGCUGGACUACCCAGAAGGCAUGGCUGUCGACUGGAUGGGUCGUAACAUCUUUUGGACAGAUACAGGAACGAACCGCAUCAAGGUGGCCCGGUUGGAUGGUCAGUACCAGCAGGUUCUUGUCAGUAAGGAUCUUGACAACCCACGAUCUCUGGCCCUGGACCCAGCUAACGGCUACAUGUACUGGACGGAAUGGGGGGGUCGGCCACGUAUAGCCAAAGCCUAUAUGGAUGGUACCACCAUUGUGACCCUGGUAGACAAAGUGGGGCGUGCCAAUGGACUGACCAUUGAUUAUGUGGACCAUCGACUCUACUGGAUUGAUCUUGAUACGUGUAUGAUUGAAAGCACCAACAUGCAAGGCCUCCAAAGGGAGACCGUAGUGGACGACCUCCCUCACCCCUUUGGCCUGACCCAGUACAGGGAUUUUAUCUACUGGACCGAUUUUAAUCUGCGCAGUAUAGAAAGGGCCAAUAAACGCAAUGGGCUCAACCGUACGGUGAUACUUCAGGGUCAGCUGGAGUUGAUGCUGGACAUCCUGGUGUUCCACUCCUCUCGUCAGGAUGGCACCAACGAAUGCUCACAGAAUAACGGCAACUGUGCCCAUCUCUGCCUGGCCACUCCUGCUGGUGCCCGAUGCCGCUGCGCCUCACACUACAGCCUGAGCCCCGAUGGAAGAAACUGUAGCUCUCCUUUGAGCUUCCUGCUCUUCAGUCAGAAGGCCAGCAUCAGCAGGAUUGUGGUAGGAGAACAAAGCUCAGACAUCAUCCUGCCAAUUUACAUCACAAGGAAUGCCCGAGCUGUGACCUAUGACCCCCUGGACCAUCUCAUCUACUGGUUGGAUGGACGACAGAACAUCCGAAGAGCAAGAGAUGAUGGAACCAUGGCCUCAACAGUCGUAAGCAGCACCGCUCAACAAGUGGACAACCAGAUCCACGACCUUAGCCUGGACCCCUACAGUCGCCACAUUUACUGGACCUGCGAGACAACAAACACCAUUAAUGUCCAGAGGAUGGACGGCCACAUUGUAGGAGUGGUUGUCAAAGAUGACACAGACAAGCCGAGGGCCAUCGUGAUCAAUGCUGAGAAAGGGUACAUGUAUUUCACCACAGUACAGGAGCGCUCCGCUAAGAUUGAAAGGUCCAGUCUGGACGGAACUGAGAGGGAGUCUCUGUUCACCACCGGCUUGAUCAGGCCGGUUGCUCUGGCUUUGGACAACAAAUUAGGAAAACUGUUCUGGGUUGAUGCCGACCUCAAACGCAUCGAGAGCAGUGACCUGACAGGGGCCAAUCGCAUCGUUUUACAGGAUUCCAACAUCCUUCAGCCAAUAGGAUUGACGGUCCUUGGGGAUCAUCUGUACUGGAUUGACCGCCAGCAGCAGAUGAUUGAAAGGGUGGACAAAGUGAGCGGAGAUGGACGUACACGCAUUCAGGGACGAAUAUUGUACCUGACGUCCAUCCACGCUGUGGAAGAGAUGGACCCGCAGGAGUUUGUGUCCCAUCCUUGUUCCCGGGACAACGGGGGCUGUUCUCACAUUUGCAUUGCAAAGGGUGAUGGAACCCCUUCCUGUUCUUGUCCCACGCAUCUGGUGUUGCUGCAAAACCUGCUGCACUGUGGAGAGCCUCCGACGUGCUCCACGGAGCAGUUCACCUGCUCGACGGGAGAAAUCGACUGCAUCCCCAUGGCGUGGCACUGCGACGGCUACGCUGAAUGUGAAGACAAGAGCGACGAAGAAAACUGCCCCGUCUGCUCCGCCUUCCAGUUCCAGUGCGAUGGAGGAAGCUGCAUUGAUGCUCAGAGACGCUGCGACGGUGAACCCAACUGUGCUGACAAGUCCGAUGAGCAGGACUGUGAAACCAUCUGCGCCCCCACCCAGUUUCGUUGUGGGGACAACCAGUGCAUCAUGAAGAAACAGCAGUGUGACAAUUUCUCCGACUGUCUCGACGGAUCAGACGAGCUCGCUUGUGACUACACCUCUACUUCUUCGAGCUUCAUCCCAAGCUAUGAACCCACCAACCCCAUUGGUCCAGUCAUCGCCAUCAUUCUCCUAGUGUUUGUGAUGGGCGGAGCCUGCUUUGUCUGCCAGCGUGUUGUGUGUCGGCGUUAUAAGGGCCCCAAUGGGACGUUUCCUCACGAAUACAUCAGUGGAACGCCCCACGUGCCCCUGAACUUCAUCACCCCCAGCAGCUCUCAGCACGGUACCUACCAAGGGAUCUCUUGUGGGAAGUCCAUAAUGAGUUCAGUUAGCUUGAUGGGCAGCAGCAGCAGUGGAGCUCCUCUCUAUGACCGGAACCAUGUGACUGGAGCUUCAUCCAGCAGCUCUUCAUCUACCAAAGGAGCCUUCUACCCUCAGAUCCUGAACCCUCCUCCCUCCCCGGCUACAGAUCGCUCGCUCUACAACGUGGAGAUCUUUUAUUCCUCCAACAGUCCAUCCACCACGAGAUCCUACAGACCCUACCACUCGGUUCGUGGCGCCGCGCCGCCCACCACCCCCUGCAGCACGGACGUCUGCGACAGCGACUACACCCCCCACCAUCCGCCGGCCAGCUUGCUGUCGUCGACGGGUCGCUGGAAGGCUUCGGGCCACGCCGGCCACGGAAAACCCAACAAGUACUACAUGGACCUCAACUCUGAUUCCGACCCGUACCCGCCCCCUCCCACCCCCCGCUCCCAGUACAUGUCAGCUGAAGAAAGCUGCCCCCCGUCCCCGUCUACCGAACGAUCCUAUUUCCACCUGUGCCCCCCUCCUCCCUCCCCCUGCACCGACUCGUCAUGACCUUCCAGCAGCUCUGUCGGGAGGAAAGGGAUGAAGUGAACUUGCUGGUUCGGUUCGACCCCCCCCCCCCAUUUAUCAGGGAAGAACUUUUGGCUGCCUCUCGUGUGCCACUUUACACAAAGUGGUCUGGAUUAAGUGCCUUGCUUAAAGGUCUACCGUCCUGAAGUCAGUCGUCCCUGACAUCUCAGUUUGACCGUUGGAGACACACCACGCGGAACAAUUUGAAACUUGUAGAAUGUUGACCCCCCCCC